Rattus norvegicus (Norway rat) is the source of this 3136-nucleotide messenger RNA. RefSeq names its product solute carrier family 26, member 10 (gene Slc26a10). Lineage: Eukaryota; Metazoa; Chordata; Mammalia; Rodentia; Muridae. Gene Ontology annotation, biological process: bicarbonate transport; oxalate transport; transmembrane transport. Gene Ontology annotation, cellular component: membrane. The record is from RefSeq and is a predicted model, not a curated record.
UUGUGCCCCUGGAGCAGCCAGACCCACCAGUGGCAGUGGUUAGCCACAGUGGGUAGCCAAGGCAGGCAGCAAUGGGCAGCAGUUUCAGGAGAACUCGGCAUGUCCUCUUGAAUGCCUACUUUGAGAAUAAAACUGGAUGUAAGGAACAGUUACAGAACUUUUGGGCUCCUAACAAAUAAAAUAAAAAAUUAUUUGUUAGUUCAAUAUUUCCCCUAAAGCAGGCCCAGUCAGCCCUAUUAGUGGGUAGAGUGGUUCUCUAUCCCUGACACCACGGCUCACCACGUACUAGCUUGUAGAACAAUAAAGCCUCUUAUAGUUUUCUUGGGGGCAAGUUUGCCACAUGAGGAGUGGGAUUUGAGUGGGGAACCCCAACUGGCUGUGAAUUUUGUGCUCCAGUGGUGGGGGGAUGCAGAGGCUCAGGGAAAGACCUGUGACCCAAAGGAACCAGCUCUGUCUUCACUCAAAGCACAAAUGAGGAAAACACCUCCCCAACCCAACCCCCCAUGAAGAGGUGAGGGUCACUGGAAGUGACUGUGGAUCUCUUCUUAUCUUCCCAAGUUCCUCAACAUCCUCACAGCAGGCUCUCAGGCAGUCAGAUCUAAGAAUGUGCGAGGAAACGCCUAACACGGGGACUUUUUCCACCCAAGCCUGACUCAAGGAGGUACUCUAGAGAGUACUCCCUGCAGGUCCGGAUUGGACCCUGCUUUAUGGAGGCGGGCUCAGGGCUGAUGAGGCAGAGAGGGUAUUUAAGACCAGGAGAUGCUGCAGGGGGCCAAGGACAAAAUGAGUGGGCCACUUGCCUCUGGGACAUGCUCAGAUCUGGAAGAGGCUUCCGACCUUAAGGCUCCCCUGAGCUCAAGGUUCAGGGAACCUCUCACCCACGCUCGGUUCCAGGAGCUCUUCGGGGGCGCAGAGCAGGAGCCGGAGCUACCAGCCGAGCCCUGCUUACCCUGGCUGUGCAGGCUGCGGAGGAGGAGAGCCAGCGCCUGUUCUGGGCCGGGGGCGUGGCGCGUGCUGCUGGCACGGCUGCCCCCGCUGCGUUGGCUGCCCCAAUACCGCUGGCGAGCCUGGCUGCUCGGAGAUGCUGUGGCUGGCAUAACAGUGGGCGUUGUGCACGUGCCCCAGGGCAUGGCUUUUGCCCUCCUGACCUCGGUGCCCCCCGUGUUCGGACUCUACACUUCUUUCUUUCCGGUCCUCAUCUACAGUUUGCUGGGCACUGGGAGACACUUGUCCACUGGAACGUUCGCAGUACUCAGUCUAAUGACCGGCUCUGUUGUCGAGAGGGUGGUGCCUGAACCCCUCGCGGGGAACCUCAGUGGAAUCGAAAGGGAGAAAUUGGAAGCUCAGAGAAUUGGGGCGGCAGCCGCUGUGGCCUUCGGGAGUGGGGCACUGAUGCUGGGGAUGUUCGUGCUGCAGCUUGGUGUCCUGUCCACCUUUUUAUCCGAGCCUGUGGUCAAGGCGCUGACUAGCGGGGCCGCGCUGCACGUGCUGGUGUCCCAGCUGCCAAGCCUCUUGGGAUUGUCUCUCCCACGCCAGAUCGGCUGCUUUUCUCUCUUCAAGACGCUGGCUGCGGUCCUCAGCGCACUGAACCAGAGCAGUCCUGCAGAACUGACCAUCUCGGCGCUCAGCCUGGCGUUGCUAGUGCCGGUCAAGGAACUAAACGUGCGAUUCCGGGACAGGCUACCCACUCCGAUCCCAGGAGAAGUUGUCAUGGUGCUUCUGGCAACCGUGCUGUGCUUCACCUCCUCCCUGGACAGCAGAUACAAUGUCCAGGUAGUGGGACUAUUGCCUGGAGGAUUUCCCCAGCCUCUCCUCCCCACCCUGGAUGAUCUGCCCAGGAUACUGGCUGACUCACUGCCCAUCUCAUUGGUUACUUUUGCUGUGUCCACCUCUCUGGCCUCCAUCUAUGCAGACAAGUACAGCUACACUAUUGACCCCAACCAGGAGCUCCUGGCCCACGGUGUCUCCAACCUCAUUUCCUCUCUCUUCUCUUGCUUUCCCAACUCGGCCACACUGGCUACAACCAGCUUAUUAGUGGAUGCUGGUGGGAAUACACAGCUGUCAGGCCUCUUCUCCUGCACAGUGGUUCUGUCAGUGCUGCUAUGGCUCGGGCCCUUCUUCUACUAUUUGCCCAAGGCUGUUCUCGCUUGCAUCAACAUCUCCAGCAUGCGCCAGAUGUUCUUCCAGAUGCAAGAACUUCCACAGCUGUGGCACGUCAGCCGCGUGGACUUUGCCGUGUGGAUGGUCACAUGGGUGGCUGUCGUGACUCUGAACGUGGACCUGGGCCUGGCUGUGGGUGUGGUUGUCUCUAUGGUGACAGUGGUCUGCCGGACUCAGAGGGUGAAGUGCCUGGCGCUUGGAUUGGCUGAGGGGACAGAGCUCUACAGGCCAAUCAGAGAGAGCCAUAAGCUCCUCCAGGUUCCAGGCCUGUGUAUCCUGAGCUAUCCAGCGCCCCUCUACUUUGCAACUCGUGGACAGUUCCACCGCGUCUUGGAGUGGCAUCUGGGGCUUGGAGAAAGAACCAAGCCAGGUAGUGUACCUGACAAAGGUGAGGUGGGUUGACAGAGAAGUUGAUUUGGUCGUGAACCACGGAGUUGGCUGGCACUUCUGCUUCCUCCCACCAUAGGUGCUGAGCCUAUCAGAGUGGUGAUCCUAGACUUCAGUGGUGUCACUUUUGCAGAUGCUGCAGGGGCCAGGGAAGUGGUCCAGCUUACCAGGCGGUGCCAGGACGAUGGGAUCUGCCUUCUCUUGGCUCAGUGUAAUGACUUGGUGCUCAAGACCUUGACCCGGGCGGGACUCCUGGAUAGCAUGACUCCAGAACAACUCUUUGUGAGCGUCCAGGAUGCAGCUGCGCAUGCGCUGGAGAGGCUGAAACCUACUGGCCCGAAGAUUUGUACAGUGUGGGUCUGACCAGUUACUUAAGAGUGUGAGAGGCCCCAACAGUAUGUGUGUGAGGAAGGCCAGGAUCCUUGAGCUCCCCGGUAGUUGCAACCAAUAACAUGAAGCUGAGAACAUCCAAGGCCCAUGAAGUGGGUCCAGGAAUCUGCAUGUGGGGCUCUCCAAUCCCCCCAAGCCCCGCCAUACCCAAAGUACCAGAGACACAAGUAAAAAUGGCUUCCACCGUGUGUUCACCAGC